AUGGCUUCCAGGCUGGUCCUCGCCCGGGGCGCUGCCCUGCGGCCGACCUCGGUCUCCGGCAGUUGCAUGGCCCGUGGCGCUCUCACCACUGCCGCGGCUCGCGCGCGCUGCUUCUCCCAGAGCACUGCCCUCGGUGAGCCCCUCAGCGCCGAGUCGCGCAGGGCACAGCUCGAGGCCCUCCACAAGGACCCCGUCUACCUGGAAAUGAAGAAGUCGCAGCACAAGCAGCCGUGGAUGGACUUCACUUCCCGCCACAUCGGCCCCCGCGACGAGGAUGUCGCCGAGAUGCUCAGGGUGCUCGGCCCUGGCGCCGAGACGCUCGACUCCUUCAUCGCCCAGGUCAUUCCCGAGGACGUCAUGCUGCCGCCCCAGAAGACGAUCCAGCACAAGACUUACAGCGAGUCGGGCAUCGCCAAGGCUUUCAAGGCCAUGAACAAGGAGAACGACAUCAAGGUCUGGAUGAACGGCGGCGGCUACUACCCCGUCGAGGUGCCCACCGUCAUCAAGCGCAACAUCCUCGAGAACCCGGCCUGGUACACGAGCUACACUCCCUACCAGGCUGAGAUCAGCCAGGGUCGCCUGCAGUCGCUGCUCAACUUCCAGACCAUGAUCUCGGACCUCACUGGCCUGCCCGUCGCCAACGCCAGUCUGCUCGACGAGGGCACUGCCGCCGCCGAGGCCAUGACCAUGUCUCUCAGCAACCUUUCCACCUCGCGGGCCAAGCGAGAGGGCAAGACGUACGUCGUCUCCCACCUUGUCCAUGACACCACCUUCCGCGUCAUGCAGGGACGCGCUGAGGGCUUUGGCAUCCACCUCGAGAUCAUGGAUCUCUCCGCCCCGGAUGCGCACCAGAAGAUCCAGGCCCUCGGCGACGACCUCGUCGGUGUUCUCGCCCAGUACCCCGACACCAACGGCGGUGUUCAGAACUUCCGCGACCUUGCCGAUGUUGUCCACAAGCAGGGCACCCUCUUCAGCGUCGCCACUGACCUGUCUGCUCUGACGCUUCUCACGCCUCCGGGCGAGUUUGGCGCUGAUGUCGCAUUCGGAAACUCGCAGCGCUUUGGUGUCCCUCUCGGCUUUGGCGGUCCCCAUGCCGCCUUCAUGGCUGUCAAGGAGAACAGCAAGCGCCGUCUCCCCGGUCGUCUGAUUGGUGUCUCCAAGGACCGCACUGGCGGGCGCGCUCUUCGCCUGGCCCUGCAGACCCGAGAGCAGCACAUUCGACGAGAGAAGGCCACGAGCAACGUGUGCACGGCGCAGGCUCUCCUCGCCAACAUGGCUGCCAUGUACGCCAUCUACCACGGCCCCGCCCAGCUCAAGGAGAUGGCCGUCAACAACCUCCGAUUCGCUCGCAUGCUCCAGGCCGCUGCUCAGCACUACGGCCUCGAGGUUCCCACGCGCACUCUCGACGCCGAGGGCCGCGUCCUCUCCGACACCGUCACGCUGCGCUUCGCCGAGCCCAACGUCUGCCAGGCUCUGCGCCGUGAGCUCUACGAGCAAGGCAUCAGCAGCGGCAAGACCUGGACCCGGGACGAGGUUGUCCUCGCCGUUCCCACGACCUUCACCCAGGACACGUAUGUCCGCAUCGUCAAGGCGUUCCAGACUGUCGCCAGCAAGAACCACACCGACCGUGACCUCGACGUCGCUCACAAGUUCUGGACCGAGGGCUUCCAGCAGUCCUCGGAGGACAUCGUCAACGGUAUCCCGCCCGCCGUCCGCCGUGAGUCGGCCUACCUGACGCACCCGGUCUUCAACACCCACCACAGCGAGACUGAGAUGCUCCGCUACAUGCACCUCCUGCAGUCCAAGGAUCUGUCGCUGGUUCACUCCAUGAUUCCCCUGGGCUCGUGCACCAUGAAGCUCAACGGCACCACUCAGAUGGAGCUCAUCGGCGCCGAGAAUAUCUCCAACAUCCACCCGCACGCACCGUCGAGCGCCGUCAAGGGCUACCAGAGGCUCUUCAGCGCCACCUCUAACCAGCUUUCUGCCCUGACCGGCAUGGACGCUACGUCUCUGCAGCCCAACUCUGGUGCUCAGGGCGAGUUUGCCGGUCUUCGUGUCAUCCGCAAGUACCACGAGCAGCAGCCCGGCGCCAAGCGUGACAUUUGCCUCAUCCCCGUCUCCGCCCACGGCACCAACCCGGCCUCCGCCAGCAUGACCGGCAUGCGCGUUGUGCCCAUCAAGUGCGAUACUGUCACCGGCAACCUGGACUUGGCCGAUCUCGAGGCCAAGUGCAAGAAGCACCAGGCCGAGCUGGGUGCCAUCAUGAUCACGUACCCCAGCACGUUCGGUGUCUUUGAGCCCAACAUCCGCAAGGUCUGCGAGAUCGUUCACGAGCACGGCGGCCUCGUCUACAUGGACGGUGCCAACAUGAACGCACAGAUCGGACUGACUUCCCCUGGCGCGCUGGGCGCGGAUGUCUGCCACCUGAACCUGCACAAGACGUUCUGCAUCCCUCACGGCGGUGGCGGCCCGGGUAUCGGCCCGAUCUGCGUCAAGGGCUUCCUUGAGCCUUACCUCCCGCACAAGGACAGCCAGACCCCCGUUGCCAGCGCCUCGUUCGGCAGCGCUAGCAUCGUCCCCAUCAGCUGGUCCUACAUUGCCACCAUGGGUGACGAGGGUCUCCGCAAGGCUACCAAGACUGCUCUCUUGAACGCCAACUAUCUCCUUGCUCGCCUCAAGGACCACUACCCCAUCCUCUACACCAACGACAACGGCCGCUGCGCUCACGAGUUCAUUGUCGACAUCCGGCCCUUCAAGGCCAGCGCCGGCAUCGAGGUUGUCGACGUCGCCAAGCGUCUGCAGGACUACGGCUUCCACUCGCCGACUAUGAGCUGGCCUGUGCCCAACACGCUCAUGAUCGAGCCCACCGAGAGUGAGAGCAAGGAUGAGCUCGACCGGUUCGUCGAGGCCAUGAUCAGCAUCCGCCAGGAGAUCCGCGAGAUCGAGGAGGGCAAGCAGCCCAAGGAGGGCAACGUGCUGCGCAACUCGCCGCACACGCAGGCCGACCUCAUCGUCGGCGACGGCGAGGGCAAGUGGGACAGGCCCUACUCGAGGCAGAAGGCUGCUUACCCGCUGCCUUAUCUGUACGAGAAGAAGUUCUGGCCCACGGUGGCGCGUGUGGAUGACACCUACGGUGACACCAACCUGUUCUGCACAUGCCCCCCUGUCGAGGACACGACUGAGCAAUAA
Molecule: messenger RNA, 3189 nt
Organism: Purpureocillium lilacinum
Lineage: Eukaryota; Fungi; Ascomycota; Sordariomycetes; Hypocreales; Ophiocordycipitaceae
Product: glycine decarboxylase subunit P
Biological process (GO): glycine decarboxylation via glycine cleavage system
Cellular component (GO): mitochondrion; glycine cleavage complex
Molecular function (GO): glycine dehydrogenase (decarboxylating) activity; pyridoxal phosphate binding; glycine binding
Source: RefSeq, a predicted model, not a curated record